Messenger RNA from Dufourea novaeangliae, 1402 nucleotides. Its product is annotated as probable G-protein coupled receptor Mth-like 1. Gene Ontology annotation, molecular function: G protein-coupled receptor activity. Lineage: Eukaryota; Metazoa; Arthropoda; Insecta; Hymenoptera; Halictidae. Bases 15 to 1310 code for a protein of 431 amino acids. Gene Ontology annotation, cellular component: membrane. The transcript has 7 exons. Gene Ontology annotation, biological process: cell surface receptor signaling pathway; G protein-coupled receptor signaling pathway. The record is from RefSeq and is a predicted model, not a curated record.
AAACCAGGGAGAUAAUGUUGUUGCACGUGAGAUACAAUGGUCACCUGGGCACGUUGCCAGCCAAAGGUCUGCUAUGGAUCUGUCUGGUAACGUGGACGGUCACGUCGAGCCACGGCACGGUGGACUUGAACUGUUGCCCGAAGAGCUCCAGGUGGUCGUACCCGACGAACUGUUCCGAGAACGCGAGGUUCCGACUCAACUGCCAAUACGGCAGCUAUCUGAUAGAUCCCGAUACAGUCCCGGCGGACAACUUCAUCGUGAUACAAGAGAACGGGAACGCUUGGCUUCAGUUCACGGAGGUUCACUACGAGGCGAUCCCGUCGAACAGAUUCUGCGUGGCUGAGCGGGGAAACGGUAACGGCUCCCGGAUCGCGUUGGCCUGUUUCGAGGACACGUACGACAGCGAGUUCUCGACGAUAUGGCGGAAUACGUUGUUCUGCACGUUGGGCAUCAUAUCGGCCGUGUUUCUGAUCGCGACUUUGGCUGUCUACGUUCUGCUGCCGGAGCUAAGAGAGGUGCAGGACAAGGCGAUGAUGGCGGUGGUCACGUCGUUGGCGGUCAGCUACAUCGUUCUGUCGAUACAGAAUCUGAGACCGCAGGAGGACGGAGAUCACACGAUAUGCAUCUCUCUCGGAUUCCUUUUGUAUUUCGGUUUCGUGUCCGUUUUCUUCUGGUUGAACAUCGUGUCGUUCAACAUAUGGAGAACCGUCUGGUUUCAGAGUUUUGCAAUCAAGGACAAACAAUUGUUCAUGAUCUAUUGCGCUUGCGGAUGGGGCGGGCCGCUCUGUUUUCUGAUAUCGGCACUGAUCGCCCAUCACAUGGAGGGAACACACCUGAGACCGGGUUUCGGCGAGCGUAGCUGCUGGUUUAGCGGAACCGAGCAAUUGUGGGCGUAUUUUUACGGGCCGAUCGCAAUCCUGUUGUCGUUGAAUAUCAUCUAUCUGGGAUUAACCGGCUGGCGACUGUGGCAUCAGUACAACGAUUACAACGGGAACAAGUUACGAGCGCUUCGGUUCAAAUGUCUGCUAUAUGUCAAACUGAUCCUGGUGAUGGGCGUCACGUGGAUCUUCGAAGUGCUGUCGUACGCGAAUGGACCGAAAAAUAACGUCUGGAUCCCCACGGACAUUCUGAAUGCGUUACAAGGCCUGGUAAUAUUCCUGUUGCUGGUCGCGACCCGCAAACGCGUCAGGAAGCUGUUGGCGCGAAAGAGACCAUGCGGGAUCGCCUUUCCAAAAUCCUGGGCAGCCUAUGAGGACGAGGAGUGCGAAGAGGUGUUGCCCGAGGAAAUCGAGCUGUCGCAGCAGGGCUAAACGUGCCGUGUCGACCGAGACAACAAUUCCUUUGUAGACAAUGAGACAACACACGAGAUUGUAAACCGUUUGGUUCCUUACGAUGCAAACAC